Messenger RNA from Lasiosphaeria miniovina, 393 nucleotides. RefSeq lists its product as uncharacterized. Lineage: Eukaryota; Fungi; Ascomycota; Sordariomycetes; Sordariales; Lasiosphaeriaceae. The record is from RefSeq and is a predicted model, not a curated record. The transcript is spliced from 4 exons. Bases 1 to 393 code for a protein of 130 amino acids.
AUGGCAGCCUCAUCGUACAGUGUCCAGCAGUACCUGCUCGACAGGGCCAACAUCCACGACAUCGUCACCAAACUCAACUUCGCCAGGCUCGCUAGCGAAGUGUACGCGGCCGAGGCGCUGAUCGACUGCACGUCGGUGCUGGGCGGCGAGCCCGAGACGGUGUCGACGGCGGAGUGGAUCGCCGCCGUGCUUGCGCUGACGUUUGACGCGUACGCGUCGACGCAAUAUCUGCAGACCGACGCGUCGCCAUCGUCAAUCACGAAGAAUGCCGGGCUCCUCCAAGUCAAACUCGGCCGCGACGUGGGGCUCGAGGAGAAGGGCGACAACCCCUGGCGCAUCACCAAGGUCAAGCUCGUCAAGAGGUGGGGACAGACCGAGCUGCACGCCAAUUAA